Molecule: messenger RNA, 933 nt
Organism: Plasmodium vivax (malaria parasite P. vivax)
Lineage: Eukaryota; Apicomplexa; Aconoidasida; Haemosporida; Plasmodiidae
Exons: 1
Coding region: 1-933 (310 amino acids)
Biological process (GO): endonucleolytic cleavage in 5'-ETS of tricistronic rRNA transcript (SSU-rRNA, 5.8S rRNA, LSU-rRNA); endonucleolytic cleavage to generate mature 5'-end of SSU-rRNA from (SSU-rRNA, 5.8S rRNA, LSU-rRNA); small-subunit processome assembly
Cellular component (GO): nucleolus
Molecular function (GO): RNA binding
Source: RefSeq, a predicted model, not a curated record
AUGGACCAAGAUAGGGAGAAAGCAGAGGAGGGGCGACCAGAAGAGAGCCAUUCGGAGGAGAGCCAUCCGGAAGAUAACCACCCAGGGGAGGACCCCCCGACGGAAGAUAACCAACCUGGGGAGGACCCCCCAACGGACGAGCGCUUCCAAUUCGACGACAACAUCUGGAAGCGCGUCAGGAGGGAGGAAUCCAAGAAGGGCAUCGUCUACCUGGCGGACGUACCGAUCGGGCUGAAUGCAGCCCGCCUGCGAGAAAUUUUCAGCCAAUACGGGUCUGUUGGGAAAAUUCACUUAAACAGAGCGAAGGAUGGAGCGGACAUGGAGAGGGGGGAAGAGAAAAAAAAAAAAAAAAAAAAAAAAAAAAUCGUCAAGUACCAAGAUGGGUACAUAGAAUUUAUAAACAAAAGGGACGCCAAGAAAGCUGUGCGUACGUUGAACAACCAAUUGAUUGGAGGGAAGAAGAGGAAGAACAUGGUGAGGGAUUCUUUUUGGCACUUAAAACUUAUUAAAGAUAAUUUCCUUUGGAGUGACAUCAUGUCGUCGGCCCUCUACCGACGGAUGUCUAGGAAGGACAGGUUGACCCUCGCGUUGAAGGACAUGUACAAGGGGUAUGAGGCCUACGUGGAAAGGAAGGGAGGCUCCGCUCACAGGAAGGUUCAAAAGGGGGGAGGUACCCAAAAGGGGGGAAGCAUCCAAAAAGGAGACCCACCACAGAACAGGAAAAAGGGCCCUCGAGUGAAGAGGCCAGUUUGCCCGCUCCGCUUCGUUACGGUGAAGAAGGGGGAGAGCGGCGCGGUGGUAAAAGAAGCGACAGAAGGGGUGGCAGAAAAAGCGGCAGAAGAGGUCCCCCUCGCAGCUUCCCGCGAAGGACCUCCCCCCCUGCGACGCAACGGCAGCGCCGUUUCCGCGAACCUGCUGAAGCUGCUCAUGUAG